Molecule: messenger RNA, 3090 nt
Organism: Ichthyophthirius multifiliis
Lineage: Eukaryota; Ciliophora; Oligohymenophorea; Hymenostomatida
Product: phospholipase d1, putative
Exons: 7
Biological process (GO): phosphatidic acid biosynthetic process; intracellular signal transduction; phospholipid catabolic process
Cellular component (GO): plasma membrane
Molecular function (GO): D-type glycerophospholipase activity
Source: RefSeq, a predicted model, not a curated record
AUGUUGGAUUACUGUUCUUAUGAAUAAUUUAUUACAUAAAUAUAAUUGAUUGGAUAACCCGAAGAUUAUUUUAAAAAAUAAGAAUUAUCAUAAUUAAAAUAAAAUAUAUUUUUUAUAGAAGUUAUAGAUGAUUAAGGCUAAAUAUAUUAGUAAUUUAUAUAUAAAAAAUAAAAAUAUAAAAAGAAUUAUAAUUUUAUUAUUUAAAAUAUAAAAAAGGCUUAGAAGAAGAUACUAAGACUUUUUAUAAUUAGACAAAUAAGUAAGCUUAUAUUUUUUGUAAAAAAAAAAAUAGUUAUAAUUAUUAAAAAAAAGGUUUAAAAAUAAAUAAAUGAAUUAGAAAUAUAUGAUUUGUAGCUACCAACCUUUCCUAAAUAAGAAAAUGAAGCUCCUGCUGAGAACUUAUUGAUAUUUUUCAAUUAAUAUUUUAAUUAAUAUAUAUUUAAAAAUAAAAAAUUAACAGAAAGUUAUCCAGUAAGGCUUUUUUUAGAAAUAUCUCGCAUUAAUCAUUAUGGUCAUUAAAAAUAUAAAGAAUAAUUCAUGAAAAAGAAAGCCGGAGGAAGAAGUAAUGAAAAUAGAUGUGUUAGAUGCGGAGUUUUUUGGGGAAAAUGGAAUAAAAGAUAUUUUUGCAUCACUUCAGAUGGAAUAUCUAUAUCUAAAGAUGUUAUAUAAGAAAAAUGUUAAAUACGUGAAGUUAUUAUGUUCGAUUAUGAUUUUUCGGUUGAAUAUGGUAAAUUUUCCACUGGAUAUAAUAGAGGGAUUAGUAUUAAUUCUAGCAAUAGGAGAUUAUUAUUAGAAGCUUGUGACUUAUUUUCGUUUUUUGAUUUUCUUUUUGCAUUAAAAUAGGCUAUGUAACAAAGUCCUUAUUUAGGUAUUCAUAGAUUCGCUUCAUAUUCCCCGGAAAGGGAAAAAAAUGACUGCGUAACAUAUGUUGAUGGCGAAGAUUAUUUCAAGGAAUUAUAUAAAUGCUUAAAAAAAGCUGAGAGAGAGAUAUUUAUUACCGAUUGGUGGCUUUCUCCUUAAUUUUAUUUGGUAAGACCUGUAGGAGAAAAUGAAAAUAACUAAACCAGAAUUGAUUUAAUUUUAAGUCAAAAAUCUCGAUAAGGUAUAAAAAUAUAUAUCAUAGUUUAUAGAGAGCCUAAAAUCGCUUUAACAAUAAAUUCUUAAUUUACAAAAUAUAAUUUAAUUAAUUCAUCAUCAGCAUAAAAAAAUAAUAUUAAAAUAUUAAGACAUCCUAGUACUUUAUACCCUUUCAUGUGGUCUCACCAUGAAAAAAUGGUUAUUAUUGAUUAAAAAAUAGGAUUUAUGGGAGGUUUAGAUAUCUGUUAUGGAAGAAUGGAUAAUUCUAAUCAUUUUUUAUAUGAUUAUCAUGAAAUUAAUGGUAAAAAUUCCUUUUGGCCAGGAAUUGAUUAUUGCAAUUCUAGAAUGAAAGACUUUCAAGAUGUGAAAAUUUAUAAUAAACCUGAAAUUGAUAAAUCAAAAGACCACAGAAUGCCAUGGCAUGACGUCGCCAUAAAAGUAAAAGGAAAAGUAGUUACUGAUAUGACUAGACAUUUUAUUUAAUAUUGGAAUUUUGCUUAAUAAGAUUUAGAGUCUUAAAAAGGAAAAGAAUAAUAUUAAAUACUUAGAAUAAGAUAACAAAGUAUGAAUAUGACUGAAUAGAAAAAUACAAAUAAGUUUUUUGAUAAAGUAAAAAAUAAAUGGGAAAAAUUCAAGCACAACAUACUAAAUAGAAAUGAUAAAGAAGUAAAAAAAUAAAUAUAGUUUUAAUAAAAAUAAGCUUAGAAAGCAAAGUAAAAUAUAAAUAAUAAUAAAAAUAUAAAAAAUAAAAAAAUAGGAUCUCAUUCGGAAUGCAUAUCAUAUUAAAAUUCUUAAUUGGAUGAACAAUAUAUAAAAAUAUUAGAAGAAGCCGUUGAAAAUAAAGAUGAUGACAUAAAAAAUGGUUUUUAUUAAUAAAAAAGUUCCUAAUAGGAACAAAACAUUUUGAACACGUAAACAUUAAAAUUAAAGAAAAAUGUAUCUUCAUAAUCUUCAUCAUCGUCUAGUGAAGAAGACCAAAAUGAAAUAUUAUUAAAUAAUUUACAUAGUAGAAAAGUUUCUAAGGGGACAAAUAAUUGUUAAAUGUUAAGAUCUAGCAGUAUUUGGUCUUGUGGAAUAAAAGAUACAGAAUGUAGUAUCCAUAUGGCUUAUAUUCAUUUAAUUGGACAGGCUCAACAUUUUAUUUAUAUUGAAAAUUAAUUUUUUAUAAGUAAUUUAGCAGGAGAACCUGUCACAAAUAACAUUGCUUUGGCUUUGGUUGCUAGAAUAAAAUAAGCAUUUUUAAGAAAUGAGAAGUUUAGAGUUUUUGUUGUUCUUCCUUUACUUCCUGGAUUUUAAGGAGAAAUAGAUGGUAGUAACUCCGGAGUUUUAAAAAUUUAACUACAUUGGGAAUAUUUAACAAUUUGUAGAGGAGGAAAUUCUAUUUAUGAAACUUUAUAAAGAGAAGGAAUUUCUGAUCCUGAAAAAUAUAUUUCUUUUUAUGGAUUAAGGACACAUGCGAAAAAAGAAGGAUGUAUUCCUGUAACUGAGAUUGUAUAUGUCCAUAGUAAGUUAAUGAUUGUGGAUGAUAAAAAUUUAAUCAUUGGUUCUGCUAAUAUUAAUGAUAGAAGUAUGAAAGGAUCAAGAGAUUCUGAAAUUGCAAUGUUUGUUCAAGAUUAAGAUUUAAUUGAAAGUAAAAUGAAUGGAAAAUAAUAUAUGGCAAGUAAAGUUGCGUUUAAUUUAAGAAUUAAACUCUUCUAAGAGCAUUUUGGACUUAGCUUUUAAUAAUUAAUUGAUCCUUUAAGUGAAGAUAUGUUUAAUAAUAUAUGUUAGAAUUGUAAAAGAAAUACAGAAAUAUAUAGAGAAGUCUUUAGAUGUUAUCCUGAUGAUAAUAUUAAAACUUCUAAUGAUUUCCAAGAUUUUUAAAAGACUAGAAAUUUAGAUAAAUAUGAUUAAUUAAAAAAUUAAAUUGUAGGAUUUGCUGUAGAGUUUCCUAAAUAAUUUUUAUAAGACGAAAAUUUGGAGUUAAGAAUUUCUUAAAGAGAAUAUUUCUGUCCUUCAAUUAAUUUUACAUGA